CCUGAGCAGAGCCCUGAGCUAGCAGUUGGCAAUUUCAAUUUGUUUGAAGUAAAAUUCAUUUUAAACAUGGCAAUGUUGCCUGUAUCUGUGUAUCAAAAUUGACGCACUCAUGUGCAUUUUGUAUUUAACUCAUUUCAUUGCAAAAUUUAUUAAGUAUUCCGAAAUUAAACGUCUUUUCGAUGGCUCGUGACGGACACAAGCAUAAUAAACGAUCCAGAAGCCGAAGCAGAUCCAGUAGUCCUCGUUCUAAAAAACUUCGAGAACGAGAUAGAGAUGGGGAACACAGGCAAAGAGACAGGGAACGUGAAAGAGAUAGAGAUCGGGACAGGGAGCGUGACAAGAGAAGAAGCAGAUCAAAAGAUAGAGAUCAUGAUAAAUCUAAAAGAUCAACAACAACUUCAGAACGAAGAAUUUCAAAAUCCCCUGAUAGAAAACCAACUUUAGUCGAAGAAAUUAAACCUGUUUUGAAAUCUGAAUCAGAGCUAAAGGAGGAAGCAGCUGUUGCAGCCAUGAUUGCCAAAGAAGAGGAGCAGAAAACUUUGGACUUGGAAAUGCAGAAACGCCGAGAACGAAUAGAAAAAUGGCGUUUAGAACGAAAGAUGCAGGAAAUUGCUCAAGUUAAAUCUGAUCUAGCCAAUCAAAGAGCUGGGAAAAAAUGGUCACUUGAAGAUGAUGAAGAAGAGGAAGAGGAAGAUGGAAAAUUGAAAACUGAAUCUGCUAAAGUUGAAGCAAUUGAAACGAUCAACGAAGAAAUUGAAGUUCAAGAAGCAGAGGAAGAAGUUGACCCUUUAGAUGCUUUUAUGCAGGACAUUCAAAGUGAAGUUCGAAAGGUUCAGAAACUUGACGUUCAAAAAUCAAAAGGAUCUGGCGUGAUGGUAAUGACCGGAGUAGCAAAGAAAGCUGCUAAAAAGAAAGGUGAGCUUGUGGAACAAAAUCAGGACGCUUUGGAAUAUUCCUCAGAAGAAGAGUCAGAAGACUUGGCAUCAGCAAUGUCCGGACUGGCGAAUAGCAACAUAAAACAGAAAGAAAAAGUUUUUAAAAUUGAUCACAACAAAAUCAACUAUUUUCCUUUCCGGAAGAACUUUUACGUGGAAGUACCCGACAUAGCACGUAUGACCCAAGAAGAAGUAGAUGAAUACCGACAGGAACUUGAAGGCAUUAAAGUUAAAGGAAAAGGGUGUCCGAGACCUAUAAAAGCAUGGGCACAAUGUGGUGUUAGUAAAAAGGAAAUGGAAAUUCUAAAAAAAUUAGCAUAUGAAAAACCAACCCCCAUUCAAACGCAGACAAUCCCUGCAAUCAUGUCUGGCAGGGACAUAAUAGGUAUUGCCAAAACUGGCAGUGGCAAAACACUGGCAUUUUUGCUGCCUAUGUUUAGGCAUAUUUUAGACCAGCCUGCAUUAGAAGAGACUGAUGGGCCAAUCGCUAUCAUAAUGUCUCCUACCCGAGAAUUGUGCUUACAAAUCGGCAAAGAAUGUAAAAGAUUCACCAAGUCAUUGAAUUUGCGUGUGGUGACGGUCUACGGAGGAACGGGAAUAUCAGAGCAAAUAGCUGAACUAAAACGUGGCGCUGAAAUUAUUGUGUGCACACCCGGAAGAAUGAUUGAUAUGUUAGCUGCCAACAACGGACGUGUCACCAAUUUGCGGCGUGUGACUUACAUAGUUUUGGAUGAAGCUGAUCGCAUGUUCGACAUGGGUUUUGAGCCACAAGUAAUGCGAAUCAUUGAUAACACUCGCCCUGAUCGACAAACUGUUAUGUUUAGUGCUACAUUUCCCCGUCAAAUGGAGGCCUUGGCUCGUAGAAUCCUAAACAAACCUGUUGAAAUCACGGUUGGAGGUCGUAGCGUUGUUUGUGCUGACGUCGAACAGCAUGUUCUUGUUAUGGAAGACGAACAAAAAUUUUUGAAACUUUUAGAGUUAUUGGGGGUUUAUCAGGAACAAGGAAGUGUUCUUGUAUUUGUUGAGAAACAAGAAAGUGCUGAUGACCUGCUCAAAGAUUUGAUGAAAGCUGGAUACGAUUGCAUUUCCCUUCAUGGUGGUAUUGAUCAGUACGAUCGUGAUUCAGCUGUAGUUGACUUCAAAAAUGGAAAAAUCAAAUUGAUGAUUGCCACAUCUGUUGCCGCUCGUGGUUUAGAUGUGAAGCACCUUAUUUUGGUCGUCAACUACGAUUGCCCCAACCACCAUGAAGACUACAUUCAUAGAUGUGGACGCACCGGAAGAGCAGGCAAUAAAGGAUUUGCCUACACUUUUAUUACUCCAGAUCAGCAAAGGGCUGCAGGGGAUAUUAUUAAAGCAAUGGAACAAUCUGAAACGCCAGUGCCAGUUGAAUUACAAACUCUUUGGGACCAAUACAAAUCCAAGCUUGCUGCGGAAGGGAAAACUGUCCGCUCAGGAGGUGGUGGAUUUUCUGGUAAAGGGUUCAAAUUUGAUGAAUCUGAAGCUAUGGCUGUGUCAGAAAAGAAAAAAUUCCAGAAAGCCGCUUUGGGUCUGCAAGAUUCAGAUGAAGAAGAUAUAGAAAAUGAUUUGGAUGAACAAAUCGAAACUUUAAUGGCUGCAAAACGUAUUGUGCGUGAAGUUCAAGCUUCAACACUGGUGUCUGGGGGUGGCGGUUCUGUUGCCGCGAGCAUUCCAAGCAAAACGGCUACCGACAAGCUGGAAUUGGCCAAACGGUUAGCUUCAAGGAUUAAUCUUGCCAAGCAAUCGACUGGUCCCGUUCCAGCCAUUCCCGAAACAUCCAUAGGAGCAAUUUCGGCUAGAAAUGUUGCAGAGCAGUUGGCGGCAAAACUCAAUACACGACUCAAUUAUGCCCCUGUUGAAAGUGAAGAACCUAUGGAAGGAUCAGUAGAAGAAGGCGGAGAAAAUACUCCAUCUAGCUCGGACGUCAUUCAGAAGUUCGAGGAAGAGUUAGAAAUUAACGACUUCCCACAACCUGUUCGCUGGAAAAUCACGUCUAGGGAGGCUUUGGCCCAGGUAAGCGAAUUUUCAGAAGCUGGCGUUUUUGUCCGAGGAACAUAUUGCGCACCGGGAAAGAAGAUCGCUGACGAAGAGAGAAAAUUAUAUUUAGCCAUCGAGAGCACGAGUGAAAUGGCAGUUUCAAAAGCACGAAAAGAAAUUGUCCGUAUUCUAAAGGAAGAAAUGCUUCGAUUGGCCAGUUCUACCUCCUAUCAAGGUUCUAAAACUGGUAGAUACAAAGUUUGAAUCUUCUUGGUAGUACCGUACCGUCUUUUCCAUCGUCUCAGAAAAUGCAGUGAGUCAAUACAAGAUUUUACCAUGGUG
This is a messenger RNA of Daphnia pulex (common water flea), 3272 nucleotides long. RefSeq names its product probable ATP-dependent RNA helicase DDX46 (gene Prp5). Lineage: Eukaryota; Metazoa; Arthropoda; Branchiopoda; Diplostraca; Daphniidae. The transcript is spliced from 17 exons. Gene Ontology annotation, cellular component: nucleus. Gene Ontology annotation, molecular function: ATP binding; nucleic acid binding; RNA helicase activity. The record is from RefSeq and is a predicted model, not a curated record. Bases 180 to 3194 code for a protein of 1004 amino acids. Gene Ontology annotation, biological process: mRNA splicing, via spliceosome.